CCUGCGGAGCACGGAUCUGGGGGUUCAAAAGAGAGCUGCAGUCGUUGUCAGGUACGAUAUUAACAACGGGAAAGUUCUGGUCCUCACAUGUCUCUUGUUCCUCCAGGCUCUUCCGGUUGUCAAGUUGUUGAGGGGAGAAAUCACCUUCUCGAGGGCUCUCCAGAGAUGUAGAGGCGGCAUCUCUCCGGCAGGAUGUAGGACUGACUCAUGUUUAAAAAACGUGAUAUGACAACUGGAGCAAACUCUCGAGAGGACUCUCACUGAGCAAUGCACGGUUCCAUUUGUAUCAUUUUUGUUCCUGUUCGAGCGCGGUUGCCUGGCAGUGGGAGUGCAUCAGGCUCAUGUACAUCCAAAAUGUCAUAGAGGUUGCGAAGGGCGGCUUUUCCAGAUCACUUCACAUUCACUGAGGACUUACUGAUGAAAGUUUUGUGACUCUAAGUGGAAAAAAAAAAAAUUCUCUCCUCACAUUUUGGCAAGGUUUCAAUUUUCUGUUGAACCUUCAUUUCGAACAAGCCAACAAGGACAGCUGCAAAAUAAUAUCCCUACUGAAGCCUAUACAAUGAUCUCACUCCACCAGACAAUACCCUUCAACGCCAUCCUUUCAUUUGGGGUGAUGCAUCAAGGGAAGUAAUUACAGUCACUACUGACAAAUCGAUGAUUAAUGCUGACAGCGGUACCUUCGUCUAUAAAACCCUGAUUUCCAUCUGCUGGGUUCUAACAUUUAUAGCAGGCACGGCCACAAGAGAGUGGGCCUUCAAACAUGCAGCCUCGUGUUUUGUAGCUUUCACAGAGAUUCAUUUCAUGCAGAGUUGAGUUUGCAUCCUGAGGUAAGCUGGCGUAAUUCACUGUAUCAUACUGUACGGGUGCUGUUAAUGUAUUCCGUGUUUCCUUUUGAACAGUAAACUAAACAAAUCCUUUUGCGUCGCCUAAAUGCUUUUUUGUUGUAGUUUUGCGGAGCUGAGGUGCCGCGCUAAUUAUUUUCACUCUCAUUUUCAAUCCAGUGCUGGCAAGAAGAGAAAAAAAAAUCAUCAACAAUGUGGACCGUGGUUCUUGCUCUUUGUUUGGGAAAUGUUCUCAUCAGAGGAGAGGCCAGUGAUCAGCAUUCAGAGCGCUCCUCUGUAACCGAACGCUCUGAAACGGCCUCCCCUGGUAUUUUCCAACGAGAAAAACAGAAAGCCAACAGCUCAAUCCAUCCGCCCCGCGUGGCAGGACCAAAAAGCCCACACCCUCCCAUGUGCCUGGAGUCAGCUGGAAUCAGAGACGCGUUCAAAUAUGUCAACACCGUGGUCUCUCUGCUCGUGUUUGUUGUUGGAAUUGUGGGGAACUUGGCCUUACUGAGGAUCAUAUCUGUAAACAGAAGCAUGAGAAGUGGACCGAACAUCCUCAUUGCGAGCCUCGCUUUGGGCGAUCUGAUCCACAUUGUGAUAGACAUUCCAAUCAACGCAUACAGGCUCAUGGCAGAAGAUUGGCCAUUUGGAUUGGUACUGUGCAAACUUGUCCCCUUCAUCCAGAAAACCUCUGUUGGAAUUACCGUGCUGAGUCUAUGUGCUUUGAGUGUUGACAGAUACCGAGCCGUGGUAUCCUGGAACAGGAUGAAAGGCAUCGGCGUUUCUGUGUGGACCGCAGCUGAAAUAACUCUGAUAUGGCUUGUCUCCAUUGUGCUGGCCGUGCCCGAACUUGUCGGCUUCGACAUGAUAACGAUGAACUAUAAAGACAGGCAUCUGCGUAUAUGUCUGCUUCAUCCCAUGCAAACCACGCAGUUCAUGCAGUUUUAUAAAUCAGUAAAGGACUGGUGGCUCUUUGGCUUUUACUUUUGCAUGCCUCUGGCCUGGACCGCCGUCUUCUACACACUCAUGACCAGGAAAAUGCUGAAAAAGACGGAAAAUAUAUUAAGCGACUUCGCCAAGCAGAGACUGGAAGUCGCAAAAACGGUCUUCUGCCUGGUGAUUGUGUUUGCGCUCUGUUGGUUGCCUCUUUACCUGAGCAGGAUCCUGAAAUCAACCAUAUAUGAUGAGAAAGAUCCUAAUAGGUGUCAACUACUGAGUGCCUUCCUUGUCCUGGACUAUUUUGGCAUUAACAUGGCAUCACUCAACUCGUGCAUCAACCCUGUUGCAUUGUACAUAGUCAGCAAACGAUUCCAUUUAUGCUUUAAGGCAUGUCUAUGCAGUUUGUGUCCACCUCUUCAAGCUGUUACCCAUGAUGAACAGCAGUCUGUUUCCAAGUCCAGGGUGCAGGAUCAAGCCUCAGAGCAGAGCGGCAACAUCAAAGCUCACAAGCAGACUUCCACACCUCUGCCCGAGCAGGAGAACGUCUUACUGUGCUAGCGAAACUCAUGCGGAACUGUGAGUUCUUCAGUAUUUCAUUAUUAAAUAUACAGUAUAAUGUGCUAUCGAAAGCAUAUUCCAAAGCAGCUGCAUCGGUGGCUUUGCAAAACUUGAUGUGCCAUCCUAAUGAUACAAAAUACCUUCUGAAUAACGCGCGGCGCUGUCUUUUGUGCUGCUGUCGUCAGCUGAACAUCUGCUUUGGCACGAGCUACCUGGAGUCAGACUGUUCAGACUAUUUUCCCCUCAGGGCUUGACUCACUCCCAACCAUUACAUCAGAUUUUACCUAGUACCUAUCCUGUAUCAUGCAUCACGGGUCUCAAACCAUUGUUUAGGGCACCAUGUUAACCUGGCACCCUUCAACAGGAAUCUUGUCACGGCUUACCGACUGCAUAUUAUUCUGAUUCUGUUCCUGGAUUCUGGGAAGACACUGUGCCAGAGGAAAUCAGGCAAUUGGGAAUUCAAAAAAGAUGAUGGCGGUGGGUUUGUAUGGGAUACGGUGUAUUAUUAGCACAUAAAUGUGUGUUAUCAUCUCCGCUACGUUCCCCCAUAAGCAUUCCCCAUGAGUUUACGGCGUUCCUUUUCAUUCCUGAACCUUGAGAAACAUAUCAAAUUGGUGCCACGAGAAGAUUCUGUCUCCGCCGCUGAAUGACUGAUUGAUGGUGGCCUAUUUUUAAUGCAUUGUUAAAUGUGUAAUGCAUGGAGACACUUUAUAAAAGACCUGAGAGUGGGGAAGAAGGAAAGCGAAGAUGACAGAAUGAGGUCAGGAGGAGACGGCGAGGGGAGGAGGGGGGGUGUAGAGAUGAGCACCUGAUAGGUCUUCCUGUCACAGGACAAGGCAAGCACAAAUAGAGGGCUGUUCUCCCAGCUAAUGCUGCAUCAGUUGACAAAACUGUCUUGAUGCUGUGUGCUGGAAUGCCUAUUAAAAGUUCCCCUUGUCUAAGUAAAGAACACAACUCUCAACGGUUUGUGAAGAUUCAAAAGUUCAUUUGAAUAAAUGUGUCUGAAUAUCCCUGUGAUGCUCAUACAGAAGAGAUCUGCAAUAAAGACGCGGCACCGAUAUUUAAUGAUGCUAAUUAAAGUCUCCACUCAACUGUUAAACUUAGUUUCUACACUCUAUUAUUUUCAACCACGUACAGUGUCAAUACGUACACAGAGAAAAAAAGGGCCCCAUUUAAACCCCAGUUAACUUAGUUUUUUUCAAUUAUAAAUUCGACAGUAACACAUUUAAAAACUUUAUUUAAAUUUGAAAUCCAACCAUGCAUAUAAAAAUGUAAAUUCUGUUUUGUAUCAUGCACUUUUUCAUAUCGCCGCCAUUGUGCAAUGUGUUUGUUGCUCUAAUAGCUCUUGGCACAUCAAAUAGAGAGCACAAGGAAAUACUGGUUCCACAUCACAUCACAUCACAUCAGACCAGCAGGCUGCCAUCUUCUCGUACCUAAUCGAUUAUCUUUGCUUCCCUCAAUAUAUAAACACUAGAUGCAGCGAAGCAAAGAACCUGGUUUUGGUUUGUUAUUGCAACAGAUUAACGGGCAGGAAUCAAUACGAUCCUUUCAAAAUGUUUGUGUGUGCAUACAGUAUAUCGUAAU
Scophthalmus maximus (turbot) is the source of this 3908-nucleotide messenger RNA. RefSeq names its product endothelin receptor type Bb (gene ednrbb). The record is from RefSeq and is a predicted model, not a curated record. The transcript is spliced from 7 exons. The coding region runs from base 1035 to 2324 and encodes 429 amino acids. Gene Ontology annotation, cellular component: membrane. NCBI's taxonomy places the organism in Eukaryota, Metazoa, Chordata, Actinopteri, Pleuronectiformes, Scophthalmidae. Gene Ontology annotation, biological process: G protein-coupled receptor signaling pathway; enteric nervous system development; regulation of blood pressure. Gene Ontology annotation, molecular function: endothelin receptor activity.